Messenger RNA from Paramuricea clavata, 798 nucleotides. Lineage: Eukaryota; Metazoa; Cnidaria; Anthozoa; Malacalcyonacea; Plexauridae. The record is from the annotation of a GenBank genome assembly.
AUGCCGAGUGUAUCCAUGAUUUUACUUUUAUCUUGGAAUGCAAUAUUUAUAAAGAAAAUCGGUUUGGCUGUGGCCAAAGACGAAUGUAGCUCAAAAGCUGACUGCCAUACGAAGUUGUCAGCAGAUAUAGUUUGUUGUAAAGGACACUCGCGCGAUAGCGAAAGACCAUGUACGCCGUACAAUUGUGAUGGUCAUUUUUGUUUUACAGAUGGUGAUUGCGCUAGAAGUGAAUGUUGUAUAGACGCCAAAUGUACCGAUUCUUUCCGCUGCAGGCGAUGUGAUUCGAAUGGUCACUGUGCUUCAGGUGAAUAUUGCUGUAAGCGAGGACAUUACCCUAAUGUAUGUCGGAGAAGUUGUGUCGGUGAGGAGUGCGCCGAAAAUACGCACUGUGGAGGUCCUCGUGAGCAUUGUGACAACAAUGGAAAAUGUGAAAACCGCGAGAAAUCAUGUUCCUUGUCUGACGGGACAAUCGCACGAAUCAUUUGUGGCGUAUUAUUACCAUUAAUUGCUAUAGCUUUAUGUACCUUGUUGUGGUACUGUUAUCACACAAACACACCGGGAUCACACAAACAGGGAUCCAAUGGUAACGACGACCACUCUCAGACAACAACAACCUAUCCACCGUCCUUACGAUCCAACACGACAACCACCGCAAUCACCAGUAAACCAACGUUCACGACUAGAAGGACGAACGCCGCUACCACAUCACCAACCUCCAGCAUCGAUCUCACGAACGCCGUCAAGGACAGAACGGACGGAUGCAUUCCGACAGAGAAUGUGAAUAACCCCGAGACAUAA